AUGUAUGUAACCUUCCUUUCUGUUUCCACAGAGGGCCCAACUAAGCAAAUUCCUCGCCAAAGUGUUCAAGACCAUGAGAAAAAUACGGUGCAUUGUUGAUUGCACUGAGUUCAGAGUGGAGUGUUCCAGGAAUUUUGCCAGACAGGGGAUACUUUUUCAUCAUACAAACACACUAACACGUUCAAAUAUCUGAUAGCAGUAACCCCCAGUGGGGGAGCUUGCUUUAUUUCCGAUUUGCUCCAGGGGGAUAUUGAUGAUGUUCGAAUCUUUGAGGAAAGUGGCAUCAUGAAACACCUCAAACCAUAUGAUUUGGUAUUGGCCGAUCGUGGUUUUACUGUGCGCGAGCUGCUGAAUCCUCUGCAAGUUGAAUGAAGAAUUCCAGCAUUUUUGAAAUGCAGGAAAUCUCGAAGUGCUGCUGAAGAACUGGAGACGCGUCGCAUUGCAAAGGCAAGGAUUCAUGUGGAACGCUUUAAUGAACGUCUCAAGCAGUUUAAACUUGUCAGAAGAAAAAUGCCAUUGUCAAUAGCUCCACUAGCAACGCAAAUGGUUGUAGUUGCUGGAUGCCUGGUCAAUUUUCAGGACCUUCUAUGUAAAUAG
Messenger RNA from Porites lobata, 597 nucleotides. Lineage: Eukaryota; Metazoa; Cnidaria; Anthozoa; Scleractinia; Poritidae. The record is from the annotation of a GenBank genome assembly.